Mytilus californianus (California mussel) is the source of this 753-nucleotide messenger RNA. RefSeq lists its product as uncharacterized. The transcript is spliced from 3 exons. NCBI's taxonomy places the organism in Eukaryota, Metazoa, Mollusca, Bivalvia, Mytilida, Mytilidae. The coding region runs from base 26 to 586 and encodes 186 amino acids. The record is from RefSeq and is a predicted model, not a curated record.
UAAUUGCAUUAUUAUUCAUAAAUCUAUGUUUACAAUUGUCCGAAACAAAAUGGCCGACCAUGAGAAAAUACAAAGUUUUGUGAAAAUAUCUUUGAUAUUUCAAGUAUGCGGUUUCCUUAUUCUUGUGAUAGGAUUAUCGACUCCAUAUUGGAGAGCUAUACAUUUUGAAUAUGUUGCAGAGUCGAGGAACGAAGUUGGUUUACUGAUACAAGGAUUUGAUGAAGGACUCUGGAGACGAUGUAUCAAUAGUAUUUGUGCAGAUAUUGACUUGGCGGGAAGAGAUUGGAUGCAAGCAGUGAGAUUUUUCGCCUGCCUUGGUGUUUUGUCAUCCUUUAUAGCGACCGUAUCACUCACAUUGUUUAUGCUUAUAGAGAAACUAUCAGCGAAUAAAUAUCUAUAUCUGACCUCGGCAAUAGCCUCGUUUAUUGUUACUGGAAGUACAUUUCUCUCUAUUAUGAUAUAUGGUGCCAUAAUAAAAGAGGGAUUAGCAUGGUCGUUUGUUAUGGUGACAGUUAGUGGUGCAGUACAUGUCGUUUCCGGUUUACUUCUAUUGAUUGCAUUUAUUACAGGAAGAAAGGACAUUUGAAGAAUCGAGUGUUUCUAAGAGAGAGACAAUAAUUUGGAACUCUGAAAACGUGGAGGGUACCUGGAAUAUUUUCAGCGGUGACAUGUGAUAUAAAGAAAUUAUAAUAAUGGCAACUUAGUAAACUGUGAUAUAAAUUACAUUAUCAAUUAAAAUAUAUCGAAUUAUGA